Anastrepha ludens (Mexican fruit fly) is the source of this 8897-nucleotide messenger RNA. RefSeq lists its product as uncharacterized. The record is from RefSeq and is a predicted model, not a curated record. The transcript is spliced from 13 exons. Bases 488 to 8545 code for a protein of 2685 amino acids. Lineage: Eukaryota; Metazoa; Arthropoda; Insecta; Diptera; Tephritidae.
GAAACUAUAAUUAACGGCAGUUGCGUUUUUUCUUUCAAUCUAAAAUUUUAUGAACGGUAGAUUUGUUUGCGAAAUUUUCAACAAUCCGAAAAAUUACCAUGAGAAAUAUAUUAUGUUAAUUUAGGUAGUUCAUAUUGUUAAUAUAUUAUCUAUAUAAAACGUGACGUAAGAUAACAAUUAAAACGUGCAGAUUGAAAUCGAAACUGAAUAACUCCGACAUUUUGAAAAAGCACCAAGGCGGCAAAAGAGUGAUUAGUAAAUUUUCAUCUUUUUUUGCGGAAGCUUGCAAUAAAUAAGAACAGAAAAAUUGUCAGUUAAUGUAUAUUCGUGUUACAGUUUGUAAUUACUGUUGUGCUGUCGUUUUGUGAAGAAAUAAAAUUACAAAAUUAUUUUAUAAUCUAAAUUCAAAGUGAGCCUGGCGGUAGUCAGGUAGGCGGCAAAAGGAAAGAAGGAAUAAGCUAAGAUCCAAAAAUUAUUCUUUGCUAACAUGGAAGUGCGUAACUGGAAAAAAGUUCUUUUACACUGGAUACAGGAGUGCGGGUUCGUUCCUGGUAACUAUUUUAGCCUGGAACAAACAGACAUUGACGAAUUCUACAAUAAAUUUCGCAUGAAUCAUAAAUUGGUAAAAAACACAGCACCAGAAGGGAAUCUAAUUGAUUUUCUGAAAGACCAAUACGCGGAUUACACGCCACUGCUGGAUGCUGAAAACACACUCAAUACAACUGAGUACAUUUAUGCUUACUCGCUCCUGUUGCAUUUUUCCUGCGUAAAGUAUCCAGAAACAAAUUUCCAUGAUAUCUGCAAAAGAUUGUCUGUGAAUAAUCAGCGAUAUAUUGCGGCGUUUUUCAAUGAAUUGCUAGAUUGUCAGUCGAUAAGCCGAGAUAAGUUGUUGUAUGUUAUUGCGAGUACAUCACUGAAAUGUGCAAACACAUCGGGGGGCUCUGGUAAUGAUAGUCACUCGAGCGGCAAUAAUUCGACUGGCAAUAACUUUAAUCUCCCCUCAUCAUCAUAUCCGCGAAUGAGCUCGCCAUGUCGGACAUCACGCAAUGCUUCAGGGAGUAGCAGUCCACGUAUGGUGCCACCAACACCAAAGUCUGCGAUGUUGGAGGAGCGAACGCGAGAGCUCUACAAUUUGCGGGCUCAAUUGGAGACCGAGCGAUAUGAGAAGGGACUACUGGAAGUGCAAAUAAAACAAAAUGAGGAUAAAAUAAGAAAAUUAAAUCAAGAUCAUAAAAAACUGCAGCAAACUAUACAAGAUUUAAGAAACGAUAUACUUACGCAAAGUACAGAAAGCAGUUCGCCAAGUAAAGAUGGAGAGCAGAUGAAACGUCGUCUAUGUAGAGAGCUGACACUAAAAGAGGCGGAAAUAGCAAAUCUUACUGAAACACUCGGAAAUCUGAACGAAGAAAAAUCGUUGGUGCAAGAAAAGCUUAGUUUCGCUGAUAAAAAAAUCGUAGUUUGCAUGGAGCGAAUCGCACUACUGGACUUUAAAGUCGAUGAGCUUACUGCUGAGUUAGAGCAAAAAGAGCAGACCAUCAAAUAUUUAAAUGAAAAUAAACUUGAACUAGAACAGUUUAUUAAUGAAACACGUUCAGCAGGGAAUUGCUCGCGUCCCGACUAUUUAGAAGCUUCAUUCUCGCCAAUCACCGAUGCCAGUGGCAGCUCGACCAGUCCUGAAAAUCUUGCACGCUCCGUUGUAGAUGUGCAAUUGCGCGAGAAGGAGCACGAAAAUGCUGAACUGCGCGAAGAAUUGGACUCGCUGAAGAACAGUAAUAAACGCCUUGCCGAUUUAAUACGCACCUAUACGCUGAAGCAUGCGCAAGAAUUGAAUAUUUCCACAAUUGUGGAAAGAAUUACAGCCAAAGAGCAGGAAAGUAUAGAGUUUACACCAUUUGAACGUCUCGAUCAUUUGGUCGAAUUUGUGGAUCACAUAGGCAUGCUUUUCAAAGACGAAAAAGGAAAAGCGGAAACCUUACAAGCUGAUCUGCAGGCUAAACAAAGGCGAAACGAUGAACUGAGUCGCAGGUUAAUGGAGUUUGAGAAGGAGAUUGCCGUACUUAAUAAACAAUUGAAUAAUUUGAAUAAUAUGAACAUGGAAUUGGAGCAGGGCAAGAAGCGCAUGCACGAAAAACUAGGGCGCUAUGAACAAGAAAAUGUGAAGAUAAAAGAACAAAACUUCGCAGUGGUCGAUAAGCUGGAGAGUCUUGCCAAAGAUUACGACACCUACAAGAAUAAGUGUGCCGCGCAGCACCAUGAGUUUACGGCUCAAAUUAGGAAAUUGGAAAAUGAUGUAGAAGGACGUGAGAAAACGAAUUCAUCGCUAAAGAAAGUAAAUGACGAACUCAAUGUUGAAGUGGUUGCGCUGCGAAAGAAACUCGAAACGUUACAACAAAGUUUAACGAGCAAUUCGGAUGAGAUACGAAUAUUGAAUGAACGCGUGAAAGGUUACCAAAGCGAAUUGGAAGCGCAUGAUAAGACUGAAAAAAUGCUCAAGGAAAAAUAUGAAAAGAUUCUGGUACAGCACGAAGCCACCAAGCGGGAUAGACGUGAGACUGCCGAUCAUUUGGAAGCGAUGCGUAAUAAAAUAGCUGUGAAAGAAUUUGAAAUGGGUAAGAUUGGCGCUGAAAUAAUUGAAGUGCGCAAGAAAAAUGUCGAACUGGAGACGCGCAUCGACACGCUCACGACAGAAUUCAAAACGGAGAAGCACAACUCAGAAUUGGCCAUAAAUUCGCGCGAUGAACGCAUAAGGAAAAUCUCAGAAGAGCGCGAUAAGUUAGAAGAAUGCGCCAACAAACUGAAGAGUGAACAAGAACUGGCCGAAAAGGAAUUAAAAGCGUCGAAGGAAGACCUGGGGGCAGCACUCAAAACGUUCAAUGCUUUAGCUGUGCUAUUUUGUGCUGAUGAAACUGAUGCCUCGGUAAACUUGGCGCAAAAACUGGGAGAUGUGGUAGCCAAUGCAAAGCGCUUACACGAGGACAAACUCGCACUUGAUAGCAAAUUAGAGUUGAUGAGCGCUAAACACAGCGAGACAGUCUCGAAAAUGGUGGCAAUGGAAGAUGACAUGAAGAACCUCAUACUGGCCAAGGAGGAAUUGGAAAUCAACUACAAAGCGCUAUUAGAACAGAGUGAGCUGAAGUUGAAUCAUGCGGAAGCACAACUAAAAAUAUACGAAGAAGAUAUAGAAAACAUGAAGGAGGCGUUGAAGCAGGUAACCGCAGAGAUGGAAAAUUCGCUGCAGUCGAACAUCGAAGACCACACCGCGCGUGUUAUGGAACUUGGAGUUGAGCACGAUCAUGUUGUCAACUCGCUCAGGGAGGAACUGAACUCAGCUAAAGUGGAACUAUGCGCUAAAGAGCACGAGCUGCAGACGCUUUUGGAGGAGAGUAGAGAGGUCAAGAAGAAACUGGACGAGAGCGUACAACGCCUAGAAGCAGUGCAGCAGGAGCAGACUCAAAUUGGUCAAAGCAGCGCUGAAAAGCUUAAAGCGCUCGAAGAGCAGAUGGAAGUGGUAGUAGGCGAAAAUAAAAAACUGCUGCAAGAAAUCGACUGCUUCAAAGCUGAGCACGCAAAGGUCAAUGCGAAAAUCGACCAGGCUGAUAACGCUUUGAACGAUAUAAACGGGCAGCUGUUGCAGGAGGUCAACAGUAACCACGAAUUGUGCGCGAAACUAAAGGCAAGUGAGUCGCGUCUAUAUGAAACCGAACAAAAACUCGAGAGCAUACUGAAGGAAAAGUCAAAUACCAUAAAUGGACUGAAAACCGCAUACGAAAGUCAAACAGCAGUGCUGAAACGUUCUGAAAGCCAAUUGAAUGCUUUGGAAAAGUCGACACUAAAACAAACGCAAUCCAUUGCUACACUGCAGCAAAGCCUACAAAAGGCCAUCGAUGAGAAGGAGCGUUUAGCAAAGGAUUUUACGUCGGUUUCCUCACAGAUGCAGCGCGAACAAGAAGAAAAAUCUGCCUUGUUAGCUUCGUUGGAGCAAACUGCGGAUCAGUUGAAAAUAGCCAUUUGCGAGAAGGACCAGAAGGCAAUUAUAUUGGAGAAGAGUUGUGCCGAAUUGAAUAACCACAUCAGAGAUGCGAAUGAGCUGUGCGCCAAAUUGCAAACCGAUCUGUCGGAAAAGGAAGCACUAGUGCAGCGUAUGCAAGAGGAACAGGAGCACGAGCGCGACAAUUGGCAAACGAAAUUUUCGGAAAUGAUGCGCAUGUUGACCGAGCAGUCAGUUGAGCAGGAGAACAUCGAUAGCAUUUUGCAGCAGAUCACUGCCGCCAUAGAGAACCAUAAUAACUUGGCGGGUGAUGGCGACAAGAUGCCAGAAGUGGUCGAUGAGUGUUUCAAGGUGGCAGAGAAUGACAAGGACACGCUGCUGGGCAAACUACGCAUCGCGCUGAAUCGCCUGCUGCAUGGCAUCUCGCACUUGCAUACGCAGCUCGACCAAAUCGAACAGAAGCGUCAGGGCGCGGUUGAGGUUUUGGAAAAGGCAAACGAUAAAUUGAACAGCCAACUACUCAGUCGCAAUGCGGAGAUCACCGAGUUGCAGCAACAGUUGGUGGGCGAACGUAAGCGCAGCGCCUUGACGGAUAGCCUAAAAAGCGAGCUGCAUAAUUUGAAGGACGCCCGAGAGAAGUUGAAAUCACAGGUUGUACAGUUGGAGCACGAAUCGGCCAUCGUGAAAGAGCAACAUCAAAAUGCCGCCGCUGCGUUGGAACGCUUGCAGCAGGAAAAAGCAGAGUUGAAGAUGGAGUUGCAACGCGCCAAUGAAAAUGUUACGCGUUUGAUACAGGGCAGCGAUACGUUGCGGCAGGAGAAGGAUUCGCUGGUUGAGCAGUUGCAAGAGUUGCGUCAGCAGCUCACACAAACCAGCGCGCAGCACAGCUCGACUGAGUCGAUGGUGAAGAAUAUUUUGCAGAAUUCCACAACAUUAGAACGCAAAUUGGACUCCACGGAGAAAGAGCUGAAACUGUUGCGCGCGCAAUUGCAAACGCUUGAAAGUAAGAAGGAGGAGCUGGCUGCUGAGAACGUGAAAUUGCGUGAAUCGCAAGAAGCGAGUAAGAAACGCAUUGAAAAGAUUUCUAUAAAGUUGGGUGAUACACAGGCGCGUUGCUCAAAGGUUGAACACGAAAAUGAGAAAUUGAACGAGUCGUUGAAUGCGUCAAAGGUAGCUACGGAAAAGUUGAAGCGCGAAAAAACUCUGCUAGAGAAUGAGAAACAAACACUGCAACGCAGUCAACAGCAGCUCAUCAAUAAGGUGAAUCAACUGGAGCAAAUUAAGACAUUACUCGAGACGGAGAAAAAGAAACUAGAAACCGCUGAGGCAGAUGCCACAGCCAGACUGACAAAACUCGAUAAAAAUCGUCAGCUAAACGAAGAGAAAAUACGAAAAUUGAACUAUUCGUUGGAGACGACCGAGGCGAGCAAUGUGCGCUUGAAUCACGAAAUUGGUGCCAUCAACUCGGAGCUAAACAAAUUGAGGCAGACGAUUAGUGCCGAUCGCACUGCUGAAGAUUUGGAGAAAGCCAUUCACGAACGCGACGAAGCGCUGGCACGCGCCUACGAAUUCGAAGCGCUUGCCCAAAAGCUACAAACCGAUGCUCAACAUUUGCAAGAGCAGAAUUCCAAUAUAAACGAUCAAUUGGCGAAAAUUUCAUUAGCCCUGCAAAUAUCACAGGAGAAAUGUGAAGCGCUGGAUCAACAAUUGCGCAACUUGGCAAUCGAUAUGUGUGCGUUGAAGGAGGAAAAAGUCCAGAUUGAAACUGAGCAUUUGUAUACGUGCGCCAAGUUGAAAGAGUACGAAAUAAAUAGUGACAAUUUGCGUUCGGAGCGCGACGAAAAAGUGCUCACACUCGAAGCCGAAGCAGAGCAACUUCGCAAGGAGUUAUGCCGCAAGACGGACGAGAUUUCAACGUUGCAGGGCGAGCGCGACUCGUUGCGCAAUGGCAAUAAAGAAGAGAGCGUAGAAGUCGUGCAACUGCGUGAACGUUUGCACGUAACCGAGGCGUUGGCUGAGUCAGAGAAGAAGGCCAAUGCACAGUUGCGUAUAGAUAACCAAAUUUUCCAAGCUAAAUAUCAAGAAAUUAAGCAACGUCUACAGGCGAGCGAGGAGCGCAUCAAAGAGAAUCGCUUGGAAAUGGAAGGCAAACUGGAAAAAAUGAAAAAUAAAAUGAAAACACUCUAUACCGAGGAAGUAGCGAAAAUGAAAGACAAACAAGAUCGCGAACGCGAGGAAAUGGGAGUGUUGAAGGCACAGAAUGCCAAAUAUGAGGAGCAUAUACGCAAACUCUCCGAUCAAAUUAUGCGCACCAAUGACCGUGUUUUGGAAUAUCAAAAGCAAAAUGCCAUACUAUCUACCAAAGUGAAACAUCUGAAGGAUUGUGAGAGUGAUCACUUUAAACGUCCUAGUUUGGCGACGAAUUCAUUGCCAAGAUCGCUAUCGUCGGCGGCAUCCAAUGCCGCGACAAGUUCGAAUUUCGCAAUGGAGGAUGAGGAGGGUGAAGUGUUUAAUAAUACAUACCUGACCGACUUGCAAAUAGGAAGAAUGUCAAUGUGUCGCGACGUUUGUGCUGAGGAAUUACAAUACCGAAAUUCAUUGUUACCACCACACCUGAAAAGCACCUAUGCUGCUCAAUAUGACCACGGUUUGCAUGAAGAUGAAUUGAAAGAGGGACCACAUAGCUUGGAUGAUAGCAUGAGUGCGUUGCUCAGCACAACGAGUGGCGGUGGUGCGCGCAAAAAACUUACAGGCAUCACUAAUUACAAGCGUCCAGGUCCGCCUACACCCAGCAAACAUGGCGGUCGACUUUCGCUGGGCAGUUCGGAGCCACCGCGUGAAAUACUCAAGGAGGUGAACCUUCAGGGCGGGAGUUCGGCAAAGACACCAGUACGUUUCGGCUUCUUCGCUUCCAAAUUCAGCAUGGGCCAUAGCAAUUCAAGGGAUGAGACUGCAAAACUAUCAACGGAUCUUCUAAAAGUUGUUCAGCAGAAAAAUUUCCAAGCGAUGUGCUUGAAAAGUCGUGAGAAUAUAUGCACCUCAACACCACGAAAAAGUCAAUCUCAUUUCGAUCGGCGUUGUUUGUUCAAUCAGAUCAUGGCAUUAUCCGGUUCGUCAAUGGUUUCAUUAACCGUCGAAAAAGAUCGCACAGUAAACGCUGCAAAUGCACCGCCAACGCUCUCUUUGGCCGAUAUAUCGGGCAUCAACCACGCAGGCGGGUCGCUAUCACAUUUGAAAAUGUUGGAACAACAGCGAAUUAUACGCAAAAGGCGUACCUCGCUGCUGCGACUACAAAUCGGUCGUCAGCUGAAACAUUUGCCCAACAGCAGUAAACUUUCGUCCGAAACACCAUCCACCGGUACUCCGCAAACACCUACGAAAAAUAAGAGAAUACAUCAUAAAUCAUUCAAGGGAAAUAUCAAAGUCAGCGGAACCACCACCUCCACCACUUCGGUGACUUCGGCAACUGCCACCACCACCACCACUACUGCUAGUUCCGGCGAUGUGCUGGGACGCAAGAGUGGUGUUGGUGGUCGCCAUAGCCGCCGACAUAAGCGAGAUCGUGGGCCGCGUCUGUCGUUGUACGCCUGUGGCAGCAGCUAUCGCACGCCAAAUCGCAACAAAUUGCGCGAACAAAUGCGCAAAAAAGCGCACAAGCAGCGACGCGACAAUUUCAAUCUGGGACGCGCAAUAGAGAUUGACAAUCGACUGACAGGCGGAUCUCUGGAUUUCGAUAGUGUGCGCGUAAGCGAAGAAAUUAACGAUAGUCACUCAUACCAGCUAAAUGCCACAAUAGUUUUAUCGGAAAAGUGCGAUCAACCUGAAGCUUACGAUAUACCUGAGUAUACAUCGAAUUACUUCAGUGAAAUCGUAGCGGGCUCAACCGAAAUUAUAGAAGAGGGUAGUGCUGAAGGCGUAACAUUGUCCCCUAAUUGUUUCGAAACCAACAUUUCAUCGGAUCGUGCCUACAACUCGAAUGACACGCAAUCAGCUUUGGACGAGAAAACGAAACGAAACCAUUCCGUUAAUUCCGUGUCGACCGAUGUUAACACUACGACUUACAGUAUUCAUGAGAGUGACUACAAUAACGAAAGCACUUCGUCAAGCUUAAAUAUUACGCUGCCGGUGGAUCAGAAUAUGGAGCACGAGGCGGUAGAUGAGCCGUCAACGCUUGAGGAAAUCGAAGAAUUCGAUGCUCGUUACAAACACUUCGCAGAACUGGCGUCGCAGACUGAAUCGGCAGCACCAUUUGUUGUGUCUGAUGUGGAUCUCAGUGUUGUAGCUUUACCACCGCACUCUCAGCAAGCAGAAAAGCAGAAUCAUUCAAUCACGUAUACAAUGGCGCCAAAUCGUGCAACAAUGUCCGUGGGCGUGGCGAAGGCACUCAAUAUGGAUGAACAAAACUGUGACGAUAGAGAAGUGCAGAUUACACUGGUCGAUGUAGUGCGACUGUGGUCCAGCCUCUGGGCGCGCAUGGAUCAACAGUUGCAGUUAACUGUUUUCUUAGUGAUUUUCGCGCCACUCAUUGCUCUAAUCUACGUGGUCUUUUCUAGUUGACAUUUCGAAAAUUCAAUUUGGAUUUCGUGUCCCGUUUAAUGUGACACUUCUACGACUCGCGACGAUUAAUUCUGUAUCGUCGUUGUCAAGGUUGAUAAAUUCUACGAUUAAUGUAAAUUUAUGUUUGUUAAAUAAUUGUUUGGAACAAUUUCAUUGUGAAUUAUAAGAAAAGUGUUUUUUUUUUGUAUGCAUAAAUUUUGCUUUGUUGUGAGCGAAAUUCCAUGUAGAUCACCACUUUGAUAUUUGUUUGAUGUAAACGCGAGCAUUUAGAAAUUCACAAUUUGCUUAGUACAAAAUUGCUAUGUAUUUCUCAAAAUUAAUGCUGUUCAAUAAAUUAGCAAACUAAAAAGGG